GGGGGGGGGGGCGGCCCCCGCGGAUACACAGGGCAGUGCAGCCGCCUCCUCCCGCCCCGGCUUGGCUCUCUCCAGGUCCUCCACGGCAACGGCACCGAUGUGGGAACCGUGGUCACGUUCCAGUGCUCCGCCGAGCACCAGCUGGAGGGACCAGGCGCCAUCACCUGCGUUUGGAAAGGCAACAGCACUCAGUGGACAGCCGGAGUGCCGUCCUGCAAGCCCAUAUCAAAAUACGAGACUUUUGGCUUUAAGGUCGCAGUGAUUGCCUCCAUUGUGAGCUGUGCUGUCAUUCUGCUGAUGUCCAUGGCUUUCUUAACUUGCUGUCUGAUCAAGUGUGUGAAGAAAAGUGAGAGGAGGGGAACUCAAAGAGAAAUGCAGCUGUGGUACCAGCUAAGGACUGAAGAACUAGAGCACAUGCAAGCUGCUUACUUUGGUUUUAAGGGAAGAAACAAUAACAACAACAAUAAGAAACUCAAGAAUGCAUCUGUAUUUGGUGACGUUACUAACAUGGCAUAUGAUAACCAAGGCUUCUACAGGUCCCAGGAAGAGUGGACUCGGGGUGUUGUAGUUCCUGGGUGUUGCAAAGACAACAGUCACCUGCUGAAGGUAGACAAGAGCAGUCGUGCACUUGGGGCACACAUGGUACCAAGACACAACACUGCACUGCAGACAGUGGACUCCAUACACGUUGUUGAAGUCUACAGUCAUAAGGAUAGUUACAACAAACCAACUUGCCAGAUACCUGGAUAGCUGGUGUCUGAAAUGCAGCUGCUUCUCUGGACCAAAACGAAAUUUUGAUAGAAAUAUGUGCCUUAAAGACAACAUAGAAAAUUCAUUAUUCAUAUGAAUUAUAAGUUUUCUAUAUUCCAAGAUGGUUAUUUAACAGAAAUGCUUCAAGGUCUGAUACAAAUAAAGGUAUGAAUGUUGGGGCUGUCAACCCAGAGCUGUUCUCGGCAGUGUGCUGUGCAGUGUGACCAUGGCAAAAGCAUAAUGUCCUUCUGCACAGCUAGAGAGGUGGUACCCAGUUUGCAUAUAUGCCUCAUAUGAAGUUGCUGAUAAUAAUUUUACACUCUCAGAUUCCAAUCUUCUCUGAACCAGUGGGUUUUGUAAGAAUUUCAGAAAGAAAAGUCCCCCUUAUUUUUACAAAGUACCAUGAUAGAACUACAAAAACAAAAUAGUUUUAAUUAAAUGCCCCAUUGUUUUGUAUCAGGAAGAUCUUUAAUUCAUCUGCUCAUGCGAGGCUGGGUGCAGCCAAGGCCCAUCUGCAGGUCUGGUAGCCUGUGGGAGAGGAGAUGGCACAUGGAGGGAUAUGGUGUCGUGCUGUGGCACACCUUGGGUUCCCACCAGUGACCUUCUGUAGCUUCUCCAGGUGUCCCAGUGCCAGAGCAGCUGGCGUGCAGGUGGGGACAGCAGUGUAGCCUUCCUGGAGCAGCCACCUCGAGAUUGCUGCAGCAUCAUCCCUGUGAGACCUCUCUAAAUAAAGGGCUGAGGUAGCUUUUGAAA
Messenger RNA from Ficedula albicollis (Collared flycatcher), 1503 nucleotides. RefSeq names its product sushi domain containing 3 (gene SUSD3). The record is from RefSeq and is a predicted model, not a curated record. The annotation marks the transcript as partial. NCBI's taxonomy places the organism in Eukaryota, Metazoa, Chordata, Aves, Passeriformes, Muscicapidae. The transcript is spliced from 5 exons. Gene Ontology annotation, cellular component: plasma membrane.